AUGUCAUUAUCACAAACACCACCGCCCCCAGCUUGUCUCCCCACGCCCCGAGUCAUCAUCACAAACCUCAUCAACUCCCUCACAUCGGCCUCUCUUCCGCCAUCGUCGCCAAACACAGCCACAACAGACGGCGCGCAAAACCCGCUCUGGUCGCUGCCGCAGUCCCACCGCUCACUCCUCGUCACCCUCCACGUCCUCUUUCCAUCACUAGUGCUCCCAGCGCUGGACCUACUGGACCGCAACCUCGUCACGCGCGUGGUGCCGGAAUCGGCUUCGCACAGCGCGGGCGGGCGCGAGGGGGAUGACCCCGCCGACCCCGCACCCGCCCACGACGCCGGCGCCGCCGAUACACAAGGGUCCUCACCACCCCUCCCUUCUCAAAACUCUCCGCAUCCCGAAAAGGUGCUCCGAUCGUCUUCGGCGGCAUUUCACCUCGUCCGCUCCGUGGCUUCAACAAUGACCCGCCGAAGCUACGCGGUUGCGACGCCGGCUUCGGCUUCAACGACGUACCUCGUCCGGCUCGACGCCUGGAAUUGCACGUGCGCCAACUUUGCCUUCGAAGCGUUUCCUGCUAGCGCUGCUACAGCGGGAGAGGUCCUCGAGGAUGAGAUUAAGGGCGCCGAUGUGGACGAUGACUCCGAUGAGGGUGGAAUGGGUGGCUGGCAGUUUGGAGGGCUAAGUCUGGAUGGGAUAAAUAGCGGCGACGUACCGUGCUGCAAGCACUUGCUUGCUUGUCUGCUAUCUGAGCAGUGGGGGGGUGUGCUGGGAAAAUAUGUCACGGAGAAGAGAGUUAGUAGGGAGGAGAUGGCGGGGUUGGUUGCCGAGACUUAG
Molecule: messenger RNA, 831 nt
Organism: Colletotrichum navitas
Lineage: Eukaryota; Fungi; Ascomycota; Sordariomycetes; Glomerellales; Glomerellaceae
Exons: 1
Coding region: 1-831 (276 amino acids)
Source: RefSeq, a predicted model, not a curated record